Messenger RNA from Penicillium daleae, 1647 nucleotides. RefSeq names its product c-24(28) sterol reductase (gene erg4). The transcript is spliced from 5 exons. Gene Ontology annotation, cellular component: endoplasmic reticulum membrane. Gene Ontology annotation, molecular function: Delta24(24-1) sterol reductase activity. The record is from RefSeq and is a predicted model, not a curated record. Lineage: Eukaryota; Fungi; Ascomycota; Eurotiomycetes; Eurotiales; Aspergillaceae. Gene Ontology annotation, biological process: ergosterol biosynthetic process. The coding region runs from base 1 to 1647 and encodes 548 amino acids.
AUGACUUUGACCCGCUCUCAAACGGGGAAAACCCCCAAGAAGAUGGAGCGCCCCGGUUAUAUCGAGACCCCUGGCCGUCGUUCCACUCGCAAGAGCGCUGCAUUCGAGAUGAGCGAGAAAGACGUGUCCGAUACGCCCUCCGAGACCGGAUCCAAGUCUACCACUCGCCGUCGCACUUCCGCCAAGGUCAAGUCCGAGGAUGAGGAUGAGGUAGAGGUCCCCGCGAAGGUUGCGACUAAUGGCCACGCCGCCAAUGGUUCGGCCAAGCCCAAGUCGCGCAUCGUUGAUGGUUGGGAGGAAGGCUUGGACCCGAAGAUUGACUACAGCGGACACUAUGAGUUUGGUGGCUCUCCAGGUGUCCUGGCCAUGAUGAUCGGUUUCCCCAUGCUCAUGUACUACAUGUGGAUUGGCGCGACCUAUUACGAUGGCAAGUUCCCUCGUCCGGAGGAGGGCCAGAGCUAUGGCGAGUUCUUCUCCCAUCUGGUGAACUUGGUCUAUACUGGCGCGUUCCCUUCGCUGAAGGCGUGGACGAUCUACUGGGUUUUCUUCAUCUUUGAGGGUGCCUGCUACCUUCCCUACUACUGCUCGGGCGUGUGGUCGUUCUACACUAGCAUUAUCUUGGCGCUUGCCCUUCACUUCACUGGCCUGUUCAAGCUGUACACCAUAAUUGACGAGUUCGGCCCUCUUCUGAGCGUUGCGAUUCUGUCCGGCUAUCUGGUCUCCUUCGUGGCCUACUUCUCGGCUCUGUACCGUGGCCAGCAGCACCGUAUGACAGGCUCCCCGAUCUAUGACUUCUUCAUGGGUGCGGAGCUUAACCCGCGCAUGUUCGGCAUUCUGGACUUCAAGAUGUUCUUCGAGGUCCGUCUGCCUUGGUACAUUCUGCUGGGCCUGUCCAUGGGUGCUGCCGCUCGUCAGUACGAGAACUACGGUUAUGUGUCUGGUGAGGUUAUGUUCCUCGUCAUGGCUCACUUCCUUUAUGCCAACGCUUGCUCUAAGGGUGAGGAGUGCAUCGUGUCUACCUGGGAUAUGUACUACGAGAAGUGGGGCUUCAUGCUCAUCUUCUGGAACCUGGCCGGUGUGCCCUUGAGCUACUGCCACUGCACCAUCUACCUGGCCAACCACGACCCCUCCGAGUACCACUGGAACCGCUUCUUCCUCGCUUUCCUGUACAUCGCCUACCUCUUCGUCUACUGGGUCUGGGACACCACCAACAGCCAGAAGAACCGAUUCCGUCAGCAGGAGCGUGGCACUAUGGUCCAGCGCAAGUCUUUCCCCCAGCUGCCGUGGCAGACUCUGGAGAACCCCAAGACUCUGACCGGUCCCGAUGGAUCUAAGAUUCUGGUUGAUGGAUGGUACGGCAAGGCCCGCAAGAUCCACUACACUUGCGAUCUGUACUUUGCCCUGAACUGGGGUCUGAUCACUGGCUUCUCCAGCCCCUUCCCUUGGUUCUACCCCCUCUUCUUCGCUUGCAUGAUCUCCCACCGUGCUCUGCGUGAUAUCCAGCGUUGCCGUAUCAAAUACGGCGAGACCUGGACUGAGUAUGAGAAGCAGGUUCCCUACUUGUUCAUUCCUGUGAGUAUCACCAGACUACCCAGGCCUACAUUUUCGAGCAAUGCUGACCAGCCACGACUACAGUACGUCUUCUAA